This is a messenger RNA of Wallemia mellicola CBS 633.66, 2790 nucleotides long. RefSeq lists its product as hypothetical. The transcript is spliced from 3 exons. The record is from RefSeq and is a predicted model, not a curated record. NCBI's taxonomy places the organism in Eukaryota, Fungi, Basidiomycota, Wallemiomycetes, Wallemiales, Wallemiaceae. The coding region runs from base 1 to 2613 and encodes 870 amino acids.
AUGAACGGUUUAUUCGACGCACCAAAAAAACUCAAGGGUUUGUCAAUAGCGCAAGUCGUCGGAGAAGACAAUGACGAGGAAGCUACAACCCAGAAGCCAGACUGGAUAAAGAACGUUAAAGGUACUAGGCUCGACCCUCAAAGGUUAGCCCUCGUAGCUAGCGUAUUCGGUUACAAACUCUAUCAGGCUCCGAGAAAUCAACUCAAAUCUGGUUAUUUAUUGAGUGUUAUACCACCGAAGUCUCUCUCUAUUAAGAGAAACAAUCACAAUCAACUCAAUAGAGGUAUUCUUUUACCCUUAGAGCUUUCGAUUUCAGCUCAAAGAGCUUCGAUUGCUAGAGAAUUCAACUUACCAAGCUCAGGCGGUUUGAUCAUUUAUCUUAUAAACGAAGUACAGGAUAUUAAUAACGACAAGGAGCUCAUUGAUGAGCCAGGUCCUCUCAUAAACGAAAAGUCAUGGAAAUUACUUUGGAAAUCUUUCUUCCACUCUCCAAAUUUUGAAGAAAGACAUCCAGACAAGUUACCAAAUGAUCCGGAAUCUGACCAGCCAAAUUCAACUCCACCUUCUUUAAAGGUUCCGACUCAGCAUCAAUCAAUAGCAGGAAAAAUCGAAUUUGAUAUUGACACAUCCUCUAAAUCAGGACAUUGGUAUAAGAACUGGCCUUCUCAGACUCCUCAAACGAGUUACAACGAAAACGAACAACGUCCUUUCAGGUUACGUUCAAAUACUCAAGAGAUCGUUUACAGUCACGACAACUCUCAAGUUCCUACGCCUGCUGCUUUAUCUGCAGCGGCUAAAACGAAGUUAGAUACCACACAACAGGAUUCUCCGAGAUCAACUUCAAGUUUACCUUAUCGAGCAUUCGAAUUAGAAACUAUCCAAUCUCUUUUACAACCAGGUUCUAAAGUUCAAUCAGGUAGGAACUCCCCAACAUCACAAUCUAGAGCUGGCUCUCCAAGUGGUGCUCGCAACAGAGGUUCUGUUCACGUCAUGCAAGACACACUCGAUGAACUUGAAAAAGCUCUUGCUGAUCUUAGUCCAAGACCUAUUGAACAAAAUCAGGAUUUUGGUCAGCGCCGUGAUGCUGUACACAAAGCCGCUCGCACAUUAUCUAAAAUUGGUAACAGAGAAGGUUUCCAUUUACCACGCAAAGACGAUGGUACAUUGAAAGCAUUCGAUGAGCUAACGGAGGAAGAUGAAAAUAAUUUUGAGCAGCACGGCACAGCUAAAAAUAAGAGCGACUUAGAGAAUGACUUAGUUGGUUCUGUAGAUGGAUAUCGCGAAGAUGAUGAGCCUAUCGAUGUUCCAAAAUCCCCAUCAAGAUCCACAGAAUCACGUAGUAACAGUCUAUCAAAUAGCAGUGAAAGUAAUCAAAACGAAAGAUUGACUGAAACACCCGCAACUGAGACUGAUUUAAGUAGAUACACACCACCACCUCAAACGCAAACGCAAACAAAACCACAUUUAAGUAUCACAACCAAUCAAAACCCUCAAUUCAACAUCUCACCAUCGUCGCCAACGCCUAUACCAAAGACUGCACCAGCUGAAGCAAGUCAAAUGCAUGCACCUUCACCACCACGUUCCGCCAUACCUAAGUCACCCUCGAUCGCAAGCGUUGAAGAAAGACGAUCUAUAACCAAAACUCCAUUCAGCUUUGGUAGUCGUCGCAAAGAAUCAAUACAAAUUGAUAGGAAAAACAGCACCGAAUCGAAGAGAAGUCUUAGUAUUAAAGAUUCCGGUUCUAGUUUAGAUGGUUUGGGAAUUAGAGGUUUAAAAUUCUGGUCAUCCAAAUCUAAUCAGAACAACAAUCAACAACAUCGACAAAGAGAGCCUAGUAUAACUAUGCCAGUGGGUGUUGUUAAAACUGCAUCAGGUGGUCCAGGUAAAUUAGCCAAUACUGGCCAUUCUGGAAAUUCACCAAACGGUUUGCCUAGUAGGGCAGAGUCGAUGAGGUCUGUAUCACCAACAUUCUCCAACAAUGACAACGGUAAUAGCUCGACAACGUCGAUGAUUGAACAUUUUCCUGAUAGUCGAUACCCUAAAGAUGUAGAACUGGGUGAUGGAAGGCCUGAAAUGAUACCAUUACCACCAUCAGUUCGUCAGAAUAGUGUGGAAAGCAUACAUACACACAGGACACAAUCAUCAACGUCAACUGCUGGUUCUUUAAAGGGACGAGGAUUUAUGCCACGCAAGCAGUCACUCGAUUAUAGUACUCUUCCAACCGCAUUGCCUUCAACUGGAUCCCACUCAACGCCAUUGCCAAGUACUGCGACAUUCGCGCUCCCUGAAGCUAUACCUGAGAAUCUCGAAGAUGCUCGCCGAGGCUCAGCAGACUCUGAACAGCGGAAAAUCGAUGAAAUAAUAUCCAAAGAACGUGAAAAAGAUUUCGAAGCUAAGGUGGAGGCUUUCGAACAGGAGCAGCUCGCGUCGCAAGCUCGAGCUAAAGCAUUGACACAACAGGAGGAGACAAGAAAAGCCAUCAAGCAGGAAGAACAAGACCCAGAACCAAAGAAGAAAGGUGAGCCUGGUUCUAGAUUUAGCGCUAGUCCACCUCCUUCUCCUCCACGGAAAUUACCAGCGGUUCCUGUCUUUUCAAGGAAGCGCAGGGAUUAGCGCUAAGGAUUAACUCAUGCACUCUUUAAUUAAUCGGAUCGUCGUUUUACAUACAUUAGGGACCCUCUUAAUUUUUUUUUCGUGUUCUUUUAUAUUCCGGAAAAUGUUACACAAAUUAUAUGUACAUGUAUUAUUUGAUUUGUUAUAUUUGAAUAUGCAUAUGUUUAUGAAAAUUUU